Molecule: messenger RNA, 1413 nt
Organism: Babjeviella inositovora NRRL Y-12698
Lineage: Eukaryota; Fungi; Ascomycota; Pichiomycetes; Serinales
Product: bifunctional diacylglycerol cholinephosphotransferase/ethanolaminephosphotransferase
Exons: 1
Coding region: 89-1252 (387 amino acids)
Biological process (GO): phospholipid biosynthetic process
Cellular component (GO): membrane
Molecular function (GO): phosphotransferase activity, for other substituted phosphate groups
Source: RefSeq, a predicted model, not a curated record
CGAUAUUGUUGAAAAAGUCCAAAAUAUAAAUCAGAAUACUUGAACCUCAGCCUCAGCGCCCUACACGUUUCACAUUCUUUAGUUUGCCAUGGGUAUUUUCAUUCCACACGAAGCGCUUUCGAACUUGAAGAACUACAAGUACCAGAGUGACGACCGGUCGCUUGUAACCAAGUACGUGUUGAAGCCGUUCUGGUUGAAGUUUGUCAAGAUCUUUCCCUUGUCGAUGGCGCCCAACGCCGUCACCUUGUCCGGGUUGGGCUUCGUCAUCGUCAACCUCAUUACCACGCUCUACUACGAUCCGUAUUUGGAUACACCGUCGCCACGCUGGACCUACUUCACGUACGCCUUUGGCUUGUUUAUGUACCAGACCUUCGACGCGUGCGAUGGGGCCCACGCGCGCCGUACGGGUCAGAGCGGACCGUUGGGCGAGUUAUUCGACCACUGUGUGGAUGCAGUGAACACGACCUUGUGCUUGAUUGUAUUUGGGUCCGUGACACAGACGGGCUGCGGGUUUAUCUUAUUGUUGUCGCAGUUCGGCACCUUGGCCAAUUUCUACUUGUCUACCUGGGAGGAGUACCAUACACACGUAUUAUACUUGUCGGAGAUCAGUGGGCCUGUUGAGGGGAUCUUGAUUAUAAUUGCGAUGCACUUGGCAACCGGGAUCUUCGGCUCCACCAUCUGGACCACCCCGCUUUUCCAGUUAGACUUGGGCUGGCUCACCCAGGGUAACGUUGGCUUCACCGCGACCCAUGCCUACACGUUUAUAGGCGCCGCGGGGUUGUACUUCAACAUCCACUCGGCCAGAAGGAACGUUAACAACGCCUUCAAGAACAACAAGGCGAAGCUCAAUGAGGCCACCAAAGGCUUGAUUCCGUUCUUCGCCUACUACACAUCUAUCGUGGUGUUGCUCGUUACAAACCCGGCGAUUCUCGAUAACACCAUCCCAUUAGUUAUCUCUAUCGGUCUCACCAUUGCCUUCUCUGUCGGCAGAAUCAUCACCGCGCACUUGACCAUCCAAGCAUUCCCGAUGAUCAACCCGCCAAUGUUUAUUCCGACUGUGCAAUUAAUAAGUAUCCCAGUUUUGACCCACGUCUUUGGAUAUGACUACCAGAAGGUUUUGACAGCUCUCGGGUGGGGUGGCUUGGGCUUGACCGUGGGCAUCCACAGCAUGUUUGUGACCGAGAUUAUCUAUGAGAUUACCACUUAUUUGGAUAUUUAUGCGUUGACCAUCAAGCAUCCCAAAACUGCGUAGGGCCGUAUAACAGGCCGUAGGAGCUGUCUGGUGAAGAUACCUUGACCUCUGAACUUUCCAGCUCCUGACUAUAUAUUUCAGAUUUUUAUCAAUAAUUCGAUAAAAUCGUAUCAGCUUGUAACUAAUCGUUAUCCCGGUUAGUACAUAAUGUUUGACCAGAC